CGUUGUCCAGUAGGAACACCAAGCUAGAAUCAUGGGGUCCAAUGGGAGUAAGCCUGCCGCUACAGGGGACAUGAGAUAUAUGGAAAUAUAUAGUCAUGGCAGCACCAGUUAUUGUAGCAAAUGGUAUAAACUGUACGGCUUCCGAGGAAAGUUGGAGAAAACAGCAGUAAGAUAAUUAAGCAACAAAUUGAGAGCAGCAACAGCUGGAACAACACAAGGCAAGAAAAGAAAGAAGUUAGAAGCUCAACUGCGGGUUGCAGCUUUAUGGGCUGAACAAGCCCAUAAAAGGACAGGUGGAGCAGAAGAAGGUAUGAUAGCAGCGGCUGUUUCAGUGAAAGCAGACGAGGAGACAGGGCGUUCAGGGUCAGUUGACGCUGUACGCCGCGAGAAAGAGAGAGCGAUAGUGGAAGAACACAAAGCGCAGGAACAAAGAAUAAAAAGGAAGCAAGAGAAAGAGAGAAAAGACAGGGAAAGAGAGACACAAAAACGCAUCGACAAAGAAAUGGCAGAUGCAUUAAGCCCACUGCACACCAGAAAAAAUAAGGGGGAAACCAAGUUAUAUCCUGUUGAAGAAUUAAGAGAAGCAGAACAAUCCUUCGACGGAACAGCAUAUCAGGGUGACGCUUAUCCAUUAGUACAAGUGGCCAACCCGCACUAUGGAGUUGACGGUGACCUAGAAAGAAUGUUAAGAGUGUUCCGCCCAUGGACAAUGGAUGAGUGUAAAAAGGCUUGUGAGGGACUGACUCCAUACAAACAGGACCCGGCGCAGUUUGUCCUUGACCAUACUGCAUUAAUAGCGUCAUAUGGUUUAAAUGGACAUGAAGUUUUAAGAACCCUUAUGACAAUCUUUGGCCACGAAUGGGCCAGGGUAAAGGGAGAUUUCACCGGGUCCUGGCCCAAUGGAAACCCGCUGGAACCAGGUCAGCAGGACCUCAUAAAUGCACUCGCUCCCGUAAAUAUCUCAAUCGAGAGGGUUUUUGCACUGAGACGAGACUUUACUAAAGUCUCAGGGUGUAGACAGGGAGAAAAAGAGUCAGUACAAGAUUUCAGAAUCAGAAUGGAAGAUUGUUUCCGUAUCCAUAGCGGAAUUCCACCCAGCAAUGCUGUUGACUCCCCAUAUGUGCAGCAGCUGAAACAAAGCCUGAUGAAUGGGUUGCACCCAGGUAUUGCUGACUUUAUCCGCAAGCAUAAUGUUAACCAUAGGACAUGCGACUUACAAGAGUGCCUAAAUUAUGCAGAACAUGCAGCAACCCAGAUCAAAGAAAAAAGACAUAAGAAAGCGUCAGCAUCAGCUUUCUUCAUAGGAGAAGAUGGGGAAGAAAAUCAGAUUUUCUUUGUGGGACCAGGACAGGGGAGAGGCGGGUUUAACAGAGGACGAGGGAAUGAUAGAUGAACAGGCAGAGGCAGAGGAGGAGGCAGAAACGCAGAAGGCAAAUUCCUCUGCUACAGGUGCGGAAAGGAGGGGCACAUGGCGAGAGACUGUGAGGAACAGAGACCACAGAACAAAGAAGGGGGACAAAAGGGACAGUACAAAGACGAAAGACAUGGCCCCCCCCCUUCACAUAACCUACAUAGUUAUGACAACUGACUAGACGUAGAAAAGGAAGAAGAGGACGUCCACACACAUCACAUUGACCUUUCUGAAGUAUUCAGAAUAAACAACAAGAUAGUACUCCCUGUUAGUCUCUACAAAACAGCAGCUCAUUUGAGUCAUGGGCCGUGCCAUGUCUCAACAGGAGGGAUGGUGACAAUAAUAAAUGAACACUUCCAUACAUACAACUAUAUUACAUUUUCUAAAAACUUUUGUAGAGCCUGUGUAGUAUGUUGCAGACACAAUGCUCAAGGCAAUGAGCGACCACAGAGAGGAAAGUAGAAACAUGCAUGAGAAUCACACCCACGGCAACAGGGUUGUCUCCCUUUGAGAUCAUAACAGGAAGGCAAUUCAGACUACCAAUCACAGACGAGGUGAAGGAGGAGGGUGAUGCUGAGGCAGAGACUACAUUAGCUGAAUGGAUGAGCAGACUCUUCAGAAGCAAUGAGAUAGCUCGAACAAAUAACUUGCCAGACAUUUCUACUCCCUUACAGGAUACU
Gymnodraco acuticeps is the source of this 2091-nucleotide messenger RNA. RefSeq lists its product as uncharacterized. The coding region runs from base 311 to 1393 and encodes 360 amino acids. The record is from RefSeq and is a predicted model, not a curated record. The transcript is spliced from 2 exons. NCBI's taxonomy places the organism in Eukaryota, Metazoa, Chordata, Actinopteri, Perciformes, Bathydraconidae.